This is a messenger RNA of Delphinapterus leucas (beluga whale), 6457 nucleotides long. Lineage: Eukaryota; Metazoa; Chordata; Mammalia; Artiodactyla; Monodontidae. The record is from RefSeq and is a predicted model, not a curated record.
CUGGCAGGCGGAUUCUUAACCACUGCGCCACCAGGGAAGUCCCUUGCGCCCUGUCUUGCAGUGGAGGGCCCCAGGCAUGAUGGGAACUGACUCUAAAGCCCAGGUCCCCACCCUCCCUGCAGCCUGGCCCAGAUCCCACUGGCUCUGCUCUUCUCUUCCCUUACCCAGCCAGCACUCGGGCCUCCCGCAUGCACAGGUGUACCCACCACCUGCCGCCCUGUACAUGUGGGGAGGUGCCCGUGGGAGUCCUUCCACUCCUACUGCCUAGGAACACGGGGGCCAACCUCUGCCUCCACCCUGGGCAUGGGCACCGCUCCGCCCCCCACGUGGGCACUCACCUACCCCUGCCCCCCAGGGGGCAGCACAUGGGACAAAGUCUCUCCAGCUAUCGCUUGAUUCUGUCACCCACCCUGCAUCCUGCCUGUGCUAGAGAAAGCUCCACGAGGACAGAGGAGGGGUGGGGUGUGCCCUCCCCUCUCUUCCCCCACGCUCAGGCCUGCUGGGCUGGAGAUGGAGCUGAGGCUCCGAACUGAAGUGGCCCUUUGUACAUUGUCCCUGGAGGAUGGGCGAGCCUGGCAGGAGGGGCUGGCACUGCUGGGGCUGCCUGGGCAGGACGGCGCUGAUCUCAGCAGGGCUGGGGGGGCUUCCUCUGGAGCAGUGGAGGGAGCCCUGCUAGGUGUGGCUGUGCACUGGCGGGCCUGCUGCCUCAGGCACCCCCAAACCAGAUGAUACUUGCCACCAGGGGUCUAGCAUCACUUCUCAUAUGAGUUCCAUCCUCAUUCAACAGCUGUUUAUGGAGCUCCUGCUCUGGGCCAGGCUUUGUCCUAGGGGGUGGGGAGUAGCAGUGACCGAUGACUGGGGCCCAUGGUGACCCUGCUCUCAUGUUGUUGACAUUCCAAGCGAGCAGGGUGUGGGUGGGGGAGACAGACCACUAACACAUAAACAAGGAGACAGAUAGCUUCAGCGGUGAGGAGUGUCGUGGAGCAGAUGACCUGGGAGGGGACGGCCCCUUUAGCUGGCUGGUCAGGAAGGCCCCUCUGAGCAGGUGGCUGGCAUGUGGAGAUCUGAGGGAAGGGCAUUCCAGGAGGAGGGAACAGCCAGUGCGAGGACCCUGAGACGGGUGAGCCUGGGGUGUGGAAGGGAUGGGAAGGCAGGGACUGUGGCUGGAGUCAAGUGGACAAGGGAGGCGAGGUCAGCAAAGAUGCAGGGACUGGGCCUGUGCGUGCAGAAAGGAGUUUGCAUUUUAUUCUGAGUGUGUUGAGGGGUUUGCGCAGAGGGAUGUGGCCUGAUGGGGAUUCGCAGUGACAGAAUUGGUGGGCUCAGUGCCAGAUGAAAAUUCAGGGCCCCUUGUUCAAAAAUUAAGAAUUUCAAGACAGAAAAUAAAGGGAAGGCGGGGCCGGUGAGGAGGAGUAGAGGCAUUUUGGAGGGAGGUGCCAGCAGGCCUAGCACCGCCCCCAGCCAGGCCAUCCAGGCACGUGGUGAGGCUGUGUGGAGAGCCGGCAUGAACUCAGCCUAGGAGAUCAGAGGACUGGUCUCUGUCAAGGAUGAAGAUGAGACGCUACAAGCUCUUUCUCAUGUUCUGUAUGGCCGGUCUGUGCCUCAUCUCCUUCCUGCACUUCUUUAAGACCCUGUCCUAUGUCACCUUCCCCCGAGAACUGGCCUCCCUCAGCCCUAACCUGGUGUCCAGCUUCUUCUGGAACAAUGCCCCGGUCACGCCCCAGGCCAGCCCCGAGCCGGGCAGCCCCGACCUGCUGCGUACCCCGCUCUAUUCCCACUCGCCCCUGCUCCAGCCGCUGUCGCCAAGCAAGGCCACGGAGGAAAUCCACCGGAUGGACUUCGUGCUGCCCGAGGACACCACCGAGUACUUCCUCCGCACCAAAGCCGGGGGCGUCUGCUUCAAGCCAGGUACCAAGACGCUGGAGAAGCCGCCAUCAGGGCGGCCAGAGGAGAAGGCAGAGGCGGGCGAAGGCGCGUCGGCGCGGGGCCCGGGCCGGCAGCUGCUGAGCGCCCGGGAGCGGCCGGGGGGGCGCGGCGCGCGGCGCAAGUGGGUGGAGUGCGUGUGCCUCCCGGGCUGGCACGGGCCGAGCUGCGGCGUGCCCACCGUGGUGCAGUACUCCAACCUGCCCACCAAGGAGCGCCUGGUGCCCCGCGAGGUGCCGCGGAGGGUCAUCAACGCCAUCAACAUCAACCAUGAGUUCGACCUGCUGGACGUGCGCUUCCACGAGCUGGGCGACGUGGUGGACGCCUUCGUGGUGUGCGAGUCCAACUUCACGGCCUACGGGGAGCCGCGGCCGCUCAAGUUCCGCGAGAUGCUGACCAACGGCACCUUCGAGUACAUCCGGCACAAGGUGCUCUACGUCUUCCUGGACCACUUCCCGCCGGGCGGGCGGCAGGACGGCUGGAUCGCCGACGACUACCUGCGCACCUUCCUGACGCAGGAUGGCGUGUCGCGGCUGCGCAACCUGCGGCCCGAUGACGUCUUCAUCAUCGACGACGCCGACGAGAUCCCCGCUCGCGACGGCGUGCUCUUCCUCAAGCUCUACGACGGCUGGACGGAGCCCUUCGCCUUCCACAUGCGCAAGUCACUGUACGGCUUCUUCUGGAAGCAGCCGGGCACCCUAGAGGUGGUGUCGGGCUGCACGGUGGACAUGCUGCAGACGGUGUACGGGCUGGACGGCAUCCGUCUGCGCCGCCGCCAGUACUACACCAUGCCCAACUUCCGCCAGUACGAGAACCGCACGGGCCACAUCCUGGUGCAGUGGUCACUGGGCAGCCCCCUGCACUUCGCCGGCUGGCACUGUUCCUGGUGCUUCACACCCGAGGGCAUCUACUUCAAGCUGGUGUCCGCCCAGAACGGCGACUUCCCCCGCUGGGGUGACUACGAGGACAAGCGGGACCUCAAUUACAUCCGGAGCUUGAUCCGCACAGGGGGCUGGUUCGACGGCACGCAGCAGGAGUACCCGCCGGCCGACCCCAGCGAACACAUGUAUGCCCCUAAGUACCUGCUCAAGAACUACCACCAGUUCCGCUACCUGCUGGACAACCCCUAUCAGGAGCCCAAGAGCACAGCAGACGGUGGGCGGCGGAGCAAGCGUCCGGAGGGAAGGCCGCCCGCCAGGAGCAAAUUGGACGUGGUUGAAGGCUAAGGCUGCAUGAUCUUAUAGGGCCGGUGGCCAGGGUGGGGGGUGGGCGGCUGCCCCCCUGUUACCUUCCUGUCUCCUUCCGCCGUCUGGGUGGCUCUUAAGAGAACCAGGAGUGGAUAGGUGGGGGAGUCUUUCCUACUCAAGCCCCUGUGAAUCCAGGGUCAGGCCUGUGAGCUCAGAAAACAUCCUUCCUAGUCAGGAGAGGAGAGCAGGCCCUUUCACCCCUCCAAGAGUGCUGCAGCCAGGAGGUGCCAACGGAGAGUGCACGGUGGUUACUGGGGAGCAGGGGAGGGUGGGGAAGGGAGCCUGCAGGAACUCUCUAGGGCAGCCAAGUGGGAGCUAUGGUCCCCUCUGGGGAGAAGCCCACCAUUCGGCCUCCUGGGGCUUUGGACCUGCAGUGGGAAAGGGGGAUGCCGGGAGAUCCCAGGGCUCUGUAAAUAGAUGCAUUUGGGCCCAGGAGGAAGAAGGGACACCAAGGUCGGAGGGGAUGAAAGUGGCAGCUGGAAGGAAGCCCCGAUGGAUGCUUUGUAGUGUCCUCAGGAGUGCUGGGCCAGAGGGAGCAGGGACCUCCACCCCGCUGCCUCACAGGACACACUGCACGGAUGGCCCUGUGCCCCCAGCCCCUCCGGACCUGACACAGAUGUGGGGCCUGGGAAGCCUGGGAAGUCUUCCUUUUGGUUCCAAACCUGGCCUUGACAUUCCUUCUUACUUUUGACAUCGCUGUCUUGUGGGCUGCCCACCCAGUCCUUGCAAGACCAGGAGUCCAGUUCUCAGGGUGGGAUGUGACUGUCAGCCAGCCUAGUAAGUCAGCCCUGGGGGAGGAGCCUCCUCCUCCCCCAUCACCCCUUCCCACUGGAACCCACAGCCCCAGCUCUCCACCAUCUCAGGUGGAGUCACCCAUGUGCCCCUCCUUGGGGCUGGCUAGGGGCCAGGAAGGGGCCAUGAGGUUGCCCUGGGCCCAAGAGGGACAUUAAGGCCAGUUGUAUGGCAUCUCAUUCCUUAGUUGCCUCGUGGGGGAGGGGGUGUAUUGUUAGAGUAGAUUCUAAGCUGCUGUGAUUAAGAGACCCCCAAAUACAGUGGCUUAAAGCAGACAGAAGCUUGUUUCUAACUUAACUCUCCAGAGGGAGGUUGUCUGGAUCUGGUAGGGCAGCUCUGUUUUCCUUCAUCCCACUUUCCAAUUCUGGGUAGAGUGGUUGCUCGAGCUCCCACCAUCACAUGUGCAUCCGUGUCUGAGGGAACCAGAAAAAGGCAUGGAAGGGCACACCCUUCCUGUUAAGAGCAUGAGCCAGAGGUGGCACAGUCACUUCCGAUGGCAUCUCACUGGCCAGGACUUAGUCACAUGGCCACAAGUAGCUGCAAGGGAAGCGGGAAAAGUAGUCUUCAGCUGGGCUGCCCUGUUCAUUUAUUAAAGGAAGGAGGAGGAGAGGAUGGAUAUGGGUACAGGAGCAUCUCUGGCACAAGGGGAGGAGGGGAGAGGGUAGAAAUGACUGUUGUAGUUGUAGAUCCUGCUCGCAUGUACAGAGCUCCUGAAACCUGCCCCUGCCCCCCUCACUGCCAGCCCAGGGCCAGGGUGCAGUGAGAGCCUGCCGCUGUGGGCUGGGAGAGACGCCUCCUCCCCGAGGCCCCCUCAGAUGUUUACCCAGUGAUGCCGGGUCGCAGAGCCUGCCUGUGGAACUGUACGUGUUUGUGCGUGUGCGUGUGUGUGUGUGUGUGUGUGUGUGUGUGUAUUUAUGGGCAUGGGUGCAUGCUUGCUGUAUACUUGUACGUGACUGUGUUGGUGCGCCCCUGUACAUAUAUGCUUGUGUGUGGAUGUGGAAGCAGGGCCCAGGCCACCCUUCCCGAGACCUGGAGCCUGGGGCCACACCUCCUGCAACUUCCCAAAAUAACUGAGGCAGAAAGCAAGCUGGGGAGCCCGGAAAGCCAGGCUAAAGGGGAUGUUGGGUCCGUCUGUCUGUCUGUCUGUCUUUCAGUCCAAGGAAUGAGAAUCCUCCCGACCAGAGUGCUGUAGGGCUGAGAGCCCACCACAACCCCCCGGCCCCUUCCCUCCAUCCCAGCCCCUCCAGCCUCCAGCCGGGAUUUUCUUGGGGUGUCUUAUUGGGGGUUUCCUGAUGGGUCGGGAGAGGAGGGCAUCUCCUUUGCCAUAGCUCUGCCUGGGGAGGCGCCCACCGUGGGUGUGGCUCGGGGAGCUGGCCGCAGAGCAGCCUCGGGCGGGUGGGUGUGAAGCAGGUAUGGGGGUCUCUGUUGCCCCCACUGUCCCUCCCAUUGAGGGGGUGUCCCGAGGGAACCCUUCCCUUGGAGGUAGAGCAGCCCCCUUCUCUCUGGCCCCUCUUGCAGCUAAGGGGCUCAAGAGGUCAGGGUGUCCCUGUGGCUCUGGGUCACCCAGGCCAGGGUGACCUGGCCUCACCUCCAGCCACCUCUGCUCCCCGCCGGGCGGGCAGUCCCUAGGGGCUUCUGACUCGUGCCUGAGCCCCAGCCCAGGGCCCCCCUCCCUGACAGCUUCCUCGCCCUACGCCCCUGGCACACUCUACUGCUGAAGGGAUGCCCCUGUCCGGGCUGUCAGGGGUCCCUGGCCUCCAGUUCACCAGCUCAGGGGCAGGGGAAGGCAGAGGGGAGGAGCUCAGACCUGCCAGGCCCCACCUUCCCUCUCAGACACAGGAGGGCCGGGCGCAUUCACGGCCACCGCCAAGUGGAGGCCUGGCCACGGAGCGGAGCGCACGGCUUCCAGCAGGCUGUGGGGGCCAAGGCGUGGGGUUGAAGAGUUUCACUUAUAGGCAUGUCAGACACUGGGAAUUUCGGGGGCAGGGGAGCCCUGGGCCACUCCCCCAGUAUGAAGGGAAACCAAACUGUGAAUGUGAGCGCCAGUGCACUGCUGGCCCUGGCGCCAUAGCCAGCUUGCUUUCUCUGGGAACCACCCGCCCUAUGGCCUCCAGACUCAAGGAGGCCCAGCACACCUCGGAUCAUGUUGGUUCCCAUGGGCAGGCGUGGAAGAGUUUUGGGGACAAAGGUGACAGGGUGGGGAGGCAGGACUUGCCCAAGCAGCGGGCAGGGUCCUGGGAAAUGUGUAAUUUAAGGACACCAAUAAUAAUAAUAGUAUUAUUUUUUUUGUAAGGGAAAAUCAAUAUGUACAUUCUGAAAUCAUUUUCUCUGUAAAUGGUUGGAUUUCAUUUCACCCUUAAAGGGAUGCUUAAAGGAGAAGAUAAUAUUAAUAAUAAAAACAGCUACAAAGUCUGCAGUGUGUGCUUGAGUGGCCAGUUUGGGGGUGCUCUGGGGCAGGGAGGGGUGCGAGUGGGUAGCUCUGGUCUUGCUGGGUCGGU